Rhopilema esculentum is the source of this 2162-nucleotide messenger RNA. RefSeq lists its product as uncharacterized. The record is from RefSeq and is a predicted model, not a curated record. NCBI's taxonomy places the organism in Eukaryota, Metazoa, Cnidaria, Scyphozoa, Rhizostomeae, Rhizostomatidae.
UUGCAUUCACAAAGUAAGCUUUGUUUCCUUUAAGCCAUACAACAGUGCUUGUUAAAAAGCUUGAAGACUGGUGAUGGAAAAACUCCACCUUUGGAUAAUGUUUAUACUGCUGGCGUUUUGGACGAAGUUUAUGCUGGCGCAACCAGGAAAAUGUGAAGACAAAAAACCAAGUAGUUACUGCUUUAGGGCUGUAAAAAAUGGUUCGUGCAGAUAUAAGCACAUUCGGAAGGGCUGCCAAAGAUCUUGUUUGGUUUGCUGUGCUGAUCUUACAGCUGCAUGCAAGUCAAGGAAAUUCUUAUGCUUUCACUCUUACCUUAAAAUGAAAUUGAGGUACUUUUGCCCAGAGACAUGUGAAUAUUGUGGAAAAGCCUUUGCUCCUCCGCCGUGUUUGGACAGCAAAUAUGGUUGCUGUUGGGACAAAUCAACGCCCGCUUUGAGUCCGAUUGGUAGUGGCGAAGAUAGUUGCCCACCCUGCCAAGACAAACAGAGUUCAGCCUUCUGCAACCAUUUUAAAAUUGACUGUUUCGAUUUUCACCCGGCUCACAUUAAAGGAAAGCAGAUCAGAGGAUUCUGCCCAGAAACAUGCAGAGUGUGUGGAGACAAGCAAUUGUGCAUGGAUGAUCGUAGGCAGGCACACUUAUGCCCGCAAUACAAGGAUGAAGGUCUUUGUACAAAGAACACAAAACUCAUGAAACUCUGGUGUCCUUACACAUGCAAGUUUUGUAAACCGUGUACUGAUAAGUCUUCGAAUUGCAAAUAUCUAAAAAAGCAUCAUGCUUGUAAACGACUCUCCAAGCAAAUGCAAUUCUUGUGUCCUUAUACCUGCAAUUUUUGUUGAAAGAUACUGAUGCAAUCCAUGCAAGCUUGAUGAUGGAAGUGAGAGGCAAUUUAUGAUACUUUACGGAAACACUGGUUCAAGGUAGACAUGUUGAAGUAGAGUACUAGAAUUUUGCUCCAGCAAAAAACGAUUUUAAAAAGUGUACGACCGAGGGGCAAAUCACUCUUGAAAAUGGUGUACGAGAUAAAUAAUCACUAGUGAUUUAUUUGUGAUUAAAUCAAUUUUGUGUGUGAUUAAUUUGAUUUCACGUGAUAAAAGAACUUGAUUUUUUUUCAUUAAUUUUUUAUUCUUAAGAAAUUGAAUCAUAGAUUCAAAAGUGCUCUCAAAUAGCUUCAUGCUCAAUAAACGUCGUCCACGAUUUUGCAACAUACUAUAUGAAAUUGAAAAAGAAAAGUUAGCAGUUCAGCACAGGGGUGGAUCCAGAAAAAAAUUUGACCGUUGCAGAUUUGCAAACGAAAAAGGUGCAAAAAUUUAAUAACAUUAACAACUAAAAACAGGGAUAUCUUUUCUAAACAGCAGCAUAAGCAAAAUAUUAAAUCAGUAUUAUAGGUUGGUGACAGUAGCCUUAAGUGAAAAACAGUGAAAGGUUGUUGAUCACUCUGAAUGAGUCAUUAAGACAAAUGCAUGUGCUCUUUUCUGUGGGCCGUCAACUUUUUUCAUAAGAAUUUGAAUUUGCAUCAAAAGAGCUAUCUUUCCUAACAUUAGCAUUAGCAACAUGGAAGAAAAUAGCCUGGAAUGAAAAACAGUGAACAGAGUUGAACACCUUGUAAAAGUCGUUAAGGCAAAUGCAUGUGCUCUGUUCUGUGGGCCGUCUACUUUCGUCAUAAGAAUUUGAAUUUGCAUCAAAAGAGCUAUCUUUUCUGAACAAUAGCAUUAGCAACGUGGAUGCAAAUAGCCUAGAAUGAAAAAAACAGUGAACAGUUAUUAAACAGCUGGUGAAAGACAUUAAGACAAAUGCAUGUGCUCUGUUCUCUGCCCUCGCAAGUGAUGUCGCUAUUGGGAAAUUGAACUGUCAUUCCUGAAACUUUCACCGAUAUAAAAGAUUAAAAGUUCCAGAAAUAUGGGACUUGAUUAUCAAACUUUAUCUGUAGAAAUUAAAAAAAUCUGACAUAAACAUUUCCCAUAGAUGUAUCAGUUGCAACUGCGAAACCCGGAAAUGUCUGGAUCUGCCCCUGUUAUCAGGCAUGGUUUUCGGUCAGAUCAACUUCAGUGGCAUUUGGGCAACAGCAAUGUUUGUUUCAGUGACCCCGGCAUCAUAACGAGGCCUUUUUCUUCAAUAACAUAUCUGGAUAAAAGUUGGCAAGGAUUCCAAUAUUUGUUUUAA